Molecule: messenger RNA, 1550 nt
Organism: Tachysurus vachellii
Lineage: Eukaryota; Metazoa; Chordata; Actinopteri; Siluriformes; Bagridae
Gene: gpr143
Product: G protein-coupled receptor 143
Exons: 9
Coding region: 96-1328 (410 amino acids)
Biological process (GO): cell surface receptor signaling pathway; regulation of calcium-mediated signaling; melanosome organization
Cellular component (GO): plasma membrane; melanosome membrane
Molecular function (GO): L-tyrosine binding; dopamine binding; L-DOPA binding
Source: RefSeq, a predicted model, not a curated record
UUUUGUUUUUCUAACUGUGGACGAUGUUCUCCUUGGCUUAAGACUUGCAACUUUUCUUCUCUGUCCACGGCUUCAUUCUUCUCCAAGCUGAAAGCAUGGCUUCUCCUCGCCUCGAGACCUUCUGCUGCCCGAAUCGUGACGCUGCAACAGACUUUAUUGUCAGCUUCCAGCCUGGUUUUUUCAGUGCUAUGUGUGCAGGAAGUGCUGGACUGAGCAUGAUCAUCUCUCUCCUGCAGAUUCUUCCUAAAAGAAGAGGCUACAGGAGAGUGGGCACGUACCCGCUCCCAAAACCGGCCUCUUCCUCCAGGAUUUUGUUCAUCAUAAGUGUUUGUGAUAUUCUCGGGUGUGUGGGAAUAAUCGUGAGAUCGUCAGUGUGGCUCGGCGCUCCCAGUGUCAUCCAGGAAAUCUCAGUCACUAACAGCAGUAAUGUGUGGCCUGAAGUCUUCUGUGUGGGCAGCGCUAUGUGGAUCCAGCUCUUCUUCAGUGCCUCAUUCUGGUGGAUGUUCUGCUACGCCGUGGACGCGUUUCUGGUGGUCAGACGAUCCGCCGGAAUCAGCACCAUUGUUCUGUAUCACAUGAUCACAUGGGGUUUAGCUGUGCUGCUGUGUGUGGAAGGUGUAGCCAUGCUUUAUUACCCCUCCCUCUCAAGUUGUGAAAACGGUCUUCAGCACGCGAUCCCUCACUACAUCACCACGUACGCUCCGAUGCUGUUGGUGCUUUUAGUCAAUCCGAUCCUGUUCACACGCACUGUCACUGCUGUUACUUCAUUACUGAAAGGACGUCAAGGAAUUUACACAGAAAACGAGAGACGCUUAGGAGCAGAAAUCAAAAUACGUUUCUUCAAAAUUCUCCUGGUCUUCAUUAUCUGCUGGCUGCCCAACCUGAUUAAUGAGAGUUUGUUAUUUUACCUGGAAGUUCAACCGGACAUUCAGGAUGCCGAGCUGAAAAAUGUCCGUAACGCAUCUCUCAUCACCUGGUUCAUUAUGGGCAUUCUGAACCCCAUGCAGGCCUUCCUCAACACACUGGCCUUCCACGGCUGGACAGGAUUAGACCUCGAUCUGAGUCUGCAGAGGCGGCGAGAGCUAACCUGGGACUCGGCCUCCACCUCGAUAGCGACAGCUGGAGGUUACGAACCCAUGAUGCCUUCCACACUGCUCUACCAGAGCCACAUCCAGGACGGGAAGAAGUUGACAGGGAACGGACACCACCUUCCGUCUGACGCAGUCAGCAUCCUGUCUGAAAGUUCUGGCUCUAGUACUCUGGAAAUCCACACAGGUGGUGGAGAGGAAGCUGAAGCAGGAGUGAUGGAGGAGACACCGAGACGAUAGGAGACGAGUGGAUGAAGUGUGUUUGAUCACACCAGUUAUUCUGGAACAGAAAGAUCUGAUCUCUGUUUUAUUCACAACAAAAAGACAGUCCAUAAUAAAAUUCUAGGCAGUGACACAGUGACAGUGACACAGCGACACAGUGACAGGGACACAGUGACACAGUGACAGCGACACAGUGACAGUAAAACAGAGACACAGCGACACAGUAACACAGCGACAGUA